Doryrhamphus excisus (bluestripe pipefish) is the source of this 993-nucleotide messenger RNA. It is a transcript of the gene ppp1r3c2b, whose product is annotated as protein phosphatase 1 regulatory subunit 3C2, duplicate b. The record is from RefSeq and is a predicted model, not a curated record. Gene Ontology annotation, cellular component: protein phosphatase type 1 complex. NCBI's taxonomy places the organism in Eukaryota, Metazoa, Chordata, Actinopteri, Syngnathiformes, Syngnathidae. Gene Ontology annotation, biological process: regulation of glycogen biosynthetic process. Gene Ontology annotation, molecular function: protein phosphatase 1 binding; glycogen binding.
GUAAAGGGUGGACAAAGAACCGAUAAUAAAGCACACCCCUAAAUCUGCACCAGACCAUCAGUAUGGAAACAUCCAGCACAAAUAUCCUGCCUGUCUUUGGCCUGGGAUCAAUGGCACAGUCAUCUGGACUAAUGGAGAUUGCAGUCAGACUGUGUUUAAACCAACGUAAACAACUGUGUCCUCAUGUUUGGGUGCCUAUCCUGAAGCCUUUGCGACCCUGCAUCCGUCCUGCAGUUUCAAAACACAUAUGCUCUGACAUCUUAUGCCAAGACUACCCGAUCCAGCCGCUCUCAUGUUCCCUUGAGGACUUUGAUGAGGAGGGUGUUUUUGCUCCGGUCAAGAACAAGCACGUGGCUUUUGCUGACUCCAAGGGGUGGUCUUUGGCGGAGGUUCGAGUCUUUUCUAAUGAGGAGGAACACUCGGACCUGGACCCGCUGCCCUCCCUCCAGGGUUUGGGGAGCAUGACCGAGGCUGGUUAUAGCUGCACGGUCAGCACCUGCUGCCCAGGAACACGGCUCACACUUGGUUUCCCGCAGCCCUCUGCUAAUUUCCAUGUCUUUCGUGCCAAACUUGCUGAGAGCAUGGUAACACUGGAGAACUGCACGGUCACUGAGCAGGCCCUCAGAGGCACAGUCCGAGUCCGAAACAUCAGCUUUCAUAAAGAUGUGCGUGUGCGCAUCACUUUUGACUCAUGGCAAUGCUACAGAGAUGUGCCCUGCACUUACCUGCAGCAGCGCUUUGGAGGGCCGCACACAGACAUCUUUGAGUUUGACAUAGCCAUACCUAAAGUCCUUGAUGCAAAGAAGAAGAUAGAAUUCUGCUUAAGUUAUUUACCUGGAGGACAGAGCGACACAUUUUGGGACAACAACAAUGGACAGAACUACACAAUUGAUGUGUGUGUGAGCUCACAUUUUUGUCACAACACAUAGAAAUGGGAGAUGUUUGAAAAUAAGUCGUUUUAUUUCAUGUGUGUUGUAAUUGCGAUGUUAUUAA